This is a messenger RNA of Monoraphidium neglectum, 1515 nucleotides long. Its product is annotated as 60S ribosomal protein L15-1. Gene Ontology annotation, molecular function: RNA binding; structural constituent of ribosome. Gene Ontology annotation, biological process: cytoplasmic translation. Gene Ontology annotation, cellular component: cytosolic large ribosomal subunit; ribosome. The transcript has 8 exons. Bases 1 to 1515 code for a protein of 504 amino acids. The record is from RefSeq and is a predicted model, not a curated record. Lineage: Eukaryota; Viridiplantae; Chlorophyta; Chlorophyceae; Sphaeropleales; Selenastraceae.
AUGGACCUCGCUCUCCUCAAAAUACGGCACGGCCCGUCCUACGCGACCCCCGAGGGCGUGGCAGCCGACAAGCUGGUGGACGUUCUGGCCGCCAGCGGCCGCCGCGCCCGCAGCUGCCUGGUCGACAGGCAGGACGCCCUGGCGCGCCACGCGACGGGCGCCGCUGACGCCGUCCUCGCGACCAGCGACGCGCAGGCCGCGGCGCUCGCCGCGCGCCACGCGGCGUCGGGGCGCUUCGGCUUCGUGUGGUGCCAGCUGCGGGAGCUGGACCACUUCUACUUCGGACGCUCGAAGCACGCGCGGCGCGCGCAGCAGCUGCAGCAGCGCCGCGCGCUGCGUGAGGGGGGCGCUGGGGCCGGCGGCGGCGAGGGGGCCGCGGCGGCGGCGGAAGAGGAGGAGGCGGAGCUGCGGAGAGAGGCGGCGGAGGUCGAGGCCGAGGCGGCGCAGUUCUCCCCCGCCGCGCUGCGGCAGCAGCUGCAGCGGCUGGACGGCGCGGUGGGCGCCCUGCUGGCGGGCCUGCCGCCCAACGCGCUGCUGGUGGUGGCGACGGGGCAGGGGGACAUGGCCGAGUGCCGGCGGCAGCAGGAGAUCAAGAUCCGGCGGCAGCAGCGGCUGGACGGGCUGCCCCCGUGGAGCGCGGCGGACGAGCGGGCGCACGGGGACGCCCUGGAGCGGGAGAUGACGGGGCUCUGCUUCUGCGCGUACAUCGAGGAGCUGUGGCGCAGGAAGCAGAGCGAUGUGCUCCGCUUCCUGCUGCGCGUCCGGUGCUGGGAGUUCAGGCAGCUGCCCGGCAUCGUGCGCCUGAACAGGCCGUCGAGGCCGGACAAGGCCCGCCGCAUGGGCUUCAAGGCCAAGCAGGGGUACGUCGUCUACCGCGUGCGCGUGCGCCGCGGCGGCCGCAAGAGGCCCGUGAGCAAGCGGUCGAGCAGCGCAGAGGUGGCGGUGAUCAGCGCGGCAUCGGCAGCGGGUAUCGUGUACGGCAAGCCCGUGAACCAGGGUAUCACGCAGCUCAAGGCCAGCCGCAACCUGCGCAACGUGGCGGAGGAGCGGGCGGGCCGCAGGCUGGGCGGCCUGCGCGUGCUCAACAGCUACUGGGUCAACGAGCUGCGGGCUGCAUGGGGUGCCAGCGGCGGUCCAAUCGGCGUCGAUGCUGUGGCGACGGCGGCGGCUACCGCUGCGUGGUCGCCGCCGCUGCUGCUGCUGCUGCUGCUGCUGCUGCCGCUGCCGCCGCUGCUGCUGCUGCCGCUGCCGCCGCUGCUGCUGCCGUUGCUGCCGCCGCUGCGCUCAGGGCCGGCGGCUCUGUGGUUUGACUCUGCCUACAAGUACUUUGAGGUCAUCCUGGUGGACCCCAACCACAACGCCAUCCGCAACCGCCGCGAGCUGCGUGGCCUGACCUCUGCUGGCAAGAAGUACCGCGGCCUGCACGGCAAGGGCAGCCGCUACAACAAGAACGCACCCUCCAAGCGCGCCACCUGGCUCAAGCACAACAGCCCCAGCCUGCGGCGCUACCGCUAG